UGAAACUCUGUCAGUAGGAGCAACCAUGCUAUUACCUCCAUUGAGAGAAUGGAUGGAGUUACUUCAUUCUCUUUUACCCCAAAGGCCUGAUAGAUGGGAAAGCUUAUCUAAAGGACAGAGAAUGCAACUGGACAUCAUUCUGACAAGUUUGCAGGAUCAUACACAUGUCGCCUCCCUACUUGGCUAUAGCUCGCCCUCUGAUGCCACUGACCUCUCUGCUGUGUGCACUGGCUAUGGAAACCUGUCAGAUCAGCCCUAUGGCACUCAGAGCUGCCAUCCCGACACCCAUCUGGCUGAGACUUUGAUGAAAACUCUCCUAAGAAAUUUAGGAUUUUAUACAGAUCAAGCAUUUGGAGAGCUAGAAAAGAAUAGUGAUAAAUUUCUACUUGGAACAUCAUCAUCAGAGAACAGUCAGCCUGCUCAUCUUCAUGAACUGCUGUGUUCAUUACAGAAACGGCUACUGGCAUUUUGCCAUAUUAAUAACAUUAGCGAGAACUCAAGCAGUGUGGCAUUGCUUCAUAAACAUCUGCAGCUCUUGUUGCCUCAUGCCACAGAUAUUUACUCCCGUUCUGCAAAUCUGCUCAAAGAAAGUCCUUGGAAUGGCAGUGUUGGAGAAAAAUUAAGAGAUGUGAUACACGUCUCAGCUGCAGGCAGUGUGCUCUGCCAGAUUGUUAACGCCCUACUGUUACUCCCAGUGUCAGUGGCUCGUCCCCUGUUGAGUUACCUCCUGGAUCUCUUGCCACCUCUUGAUUGCCUUAAUAGACUCCUGCUAGCUGCUGCUCUUCUAGAAGACCAAGAGUUACAGUGGCCUCUUCAUGGAGGGCCAGAAGUAAUCGAUCCUGCUGGUGUUCCAUUACCUCAGCCCGCUCAGUCUUGGGUGUGGCUUGUGGACCUGGAAAGAACAAUUGCUCUCCUUAUGUGGCGGGUGGUGUCCUGGCGGUGUGCUUCAGGGUUCCCCUGUGUCUCCAGAGGAACAGGAUACUGCUUAUUGGAUGAAAACACCACUUUUCAGUGAUGGAGUCGAAAUGGACACUCCUCAGCUAGAUAAAUGUAUGAGUUGCCUGUUAGAAGUAGCUCUUUCUGGAAAUGAAGAACGGAAGCCUUUUGAUUAUAAAUUGUGGCCUGAAAUUGUUGUCUAUGUAGACUUGGCAUUGGGUUGUUUUAAAGAGCCAGCCCGUAGCCUUUGGAUCAGCAUGCAAGAUUACGCUGUUAGUAAAGGUAAGAUAAAGAGGAUAAAGGGAGUAAAUACGUUGCUCAUAAUGCAGGUACAUAUGUGACAUGUAUAAGCAGAAAAUCACAGAAAUUAUACUGCUUUUUUAUAGAGAAGGCAUUUUUUGAACAACACUUUAUAAACAACAUUUUAAGACAGUUUUUCUCUUUGUAGAAAAUACCCUAGGGUGGUUUUUCUUCUUUCUUUCUUUUUUUUUUUUUGUA
This is a messenger RNA of Cavia porcellus (domestic guinea pig), 1434 nucleotides long. Its product is annotated as probable E3 ubiquitin-protein ligase HERC1. The record is from RefSeq and is a predicted model, not a curated record. The transcript is spliced from 7 exons. The coding region runs from base 26 to 1015 and encodes 329 amino acids. Lineage: Eukaryota; Metazoa; Chordata; Mammalia; Rodentia; Caviidae.